Messenger RNA from Camarhynchus parvulus, 2502 nucleotides. RefSeq names its product protocadherin alpha-8-like. Gene Ontology annotation, cellular component: plasma membrane. Gene Ontology annotation, molecular function: calcium ion binding. The transcript has 3 exons. The coding region runs from base 1 to 2502 and encodes 833 amino acids. NCBI's taxonomy places the organism in Eukaryota, Metazoa, Chordata, Aves, Passeriformes, Thraupidae. The record is from RefSeq and is a predicted model, not a curated record. Gene Ontology annotation, biological process: homophilic cell-cell adhesion.
AUGGGCGAGCGUUGUUGUGCGGCGGUGGUGCGGGUGCUGGUGCUGCAGGCGGCCUGGGCGCUGUCGGGCGGGCAGGUGCGCUACUCGGUGCCGGAGGAAGCCAAGGCCGGCACGGUGGUGGGCCGUCUGGCGCAGGACCUGGGGCUGGAGGCGGGCGAGGCGGAGGCGCGGCGGCUGCGGCUGGUGGCGCAGGGCCGGCGGGCGAGCGUGGAGGUGAGCGGGGCGAGCGGCGCGCUGCUGGUGAGCUCGCGGCUCGACCGGGAGGAGCUGUGCGGCAAGAGCGCGCCGUGCGCGCUGCGCCUGGAGGUGCUGCUGGAGCGGCCGCUGCGCGUCUUCCAUGUGCAGCUGGAGGUCACCGACAUCAACGACAAUGCCCCCGUCUUCCCCGCCGCCCGAAAAAACCUCAGCAUCGCAGAAUCAUCUGUGCCGGGGUCUCGUUUCCCGCUGGAGGGCGCGUCGGAUGCGGAUAUCGGAGCGAAUGCGCAGCUCACCUACACGCUCAGCCCCAGCGAGCAUUUUAGAAUAGAGGAAGAAAACAGUAACUCUCGCAGUAAGUCGCUGUUUCUGGUACUCAUGAAAUCCCUGGACCGCGAGACGAUUCCUGUGCACCGGUUGGUGCUGACGGCGACUGAUGGGGGCCGGCCGUCUCUGUCGGGGACAAUGGAACUCAUGAUCUGCGUGCUGGAUGUGAACGACAACGCACCCCAGUUCAACCAGUCUGUGUAUAACGUAGUUUUGCCCGAAAAUGCAUCAGAGGGGAUGCUUGUAGCGAGGGUGAAUGCCACGGAUUCCGACACAGGAAUAUAUGGUGAACUGGUAUAUGAGGUUGAUACUAUUGUACCGCCCUCAGCAGGAGAUCUAUUCAGCAUCGAUGCAAAUAAUGGAGAGAUAAGAGUGAGGGGCGCCCUGGACUACGAGACAGUUACUUUAUACGAACUACACAUUAAAGGUACAGAUAAGGGAACACCUCCGCUGUCAGGUCACUGCAAGGUGGUGGUGGAGGUGCUGGACGUGAACGACAACGCGCCGGAGGUGUGGGUGACGUCGCUGUCGGUGCCGGUGCCGGAGGACGCGUCGUUGGGGACGGUGGUGGCCCUGCUGAGCGUGUCGGACCGGGACUCGGGGGAGAACGGGCGCGUGCGGUGCUGGGUGUGGCCGGCGUCGCCGUUCGGUCUGGAGGCGACGUUCUUGGGCUCGUACUCGCUGGUGCUGCGCGAGGCGCUGGACCGGGAGCGGGUGUCGGAGUACGAGGUGGAGGUGCGUGCGGAGGACGGCGGGGCGCCGGCGCUGCGCGCCAGCCGCGGGCUGCGGGUGCCGGUGUCGGACGUGAACGACAACGCGCCCUUGUUCGCGCAGGCCGUGUACACGGUGCUGGCGCGGGAGAACAACGCGGCGGGCGCGGAGCUGGCGCGGCUGUGGGCGCGGGACCCGGACGAGGCGGCCAACGGGCGCGUCAGCUACUCCGUCUGGGAGGGCGGCGUGGGCGUGGGUGGCGCCGCAGGGUCCUCGUCGUCGUCGUCGGGGGUCGGGUGGCGUCCGGCGUCGAGCUACGUGUCGGUGGACGCGGAGAGCGGGCGCCUGUGGGCGCUGCAGCCCUUGGACUACGAGGAGCUGCAGGUGCUGCAGUUCGAGGUGCGCGCGGUGGACGCGGGCGAGCCGCCGCUGAGCGGCAACGCCACGGUGCAGCUGUUCGUGCUGGACGAGAACGACAACGCGCCGGCGCUGCUGCCGCCCGCGGGCUCGGCCCCGGAGGCGGGCGGCGUGGCGGCCGCGGACGGCGGCGGCGCUGGCGGGGGCGGGCUCGGAGUCGGGCACGCUGUGGGCGUGGUGGCCAAGAUCCGCGCCGUGGACGCCGACUCGGGCUACAACGCGUGGCUGCGCUACGAGCUGUGGGAGCCGCGGGGCAAGGGCCCGUUCCGCGUGGGGCUCUACAGCGGCGAGGUCAGCACGGCGCGGGCGCUGGACGAGGCGGACGGGCCUCGCCAGAGGCUGCUGAUCGUCGUGCGCGACCACGGCGAGCCGGCGCGCUCGGCCACGGCCACGCUCAGCGUGUCGCUGCUCGAGCCCAACGAGGCGGCGCUGGCCGCGGGAUCCUCGGCGGCGUCGGCGGCGGUGUCGCGCUCGGCGGCGGGCGUGGAGCUCGGGCCCGCGGCGGCGAGCGCGGCCACCAACGUGUGGCUGGUGGUGGCCAUCUGCGCCGUGUCCAGCCUCUUCCUGCUGGCCGUGGUGCUGUACGGGGCGUCGCGCUGGGCGCCGCGGGCGGCCGUGCUCUCGGGGCCCGGGCCCACGACGCUCGUGUGCGCCAGCGAAGUGGGCAGCUGGUCCUACUCGCAGCGCCACAGCCGGAGCCUGUGCGUGGCCGACGGCGCUGCCAAGAGCGACCUCAUGGUUUUCAGCCCCAACUUCCCUCCGCCGCCGUCGGGCCCCGCGCCCAAGGACACGCAGCCGGAGCCCUCCGCUCUCCUCGACACGAGGCGACUGGCGAGAUAUCAGAAGGGGUAA